GAUUCAAUCCAAGUCGCUGGAGCCUGAUUUAUAAAAAGAGAUCCAACUGGGGUUUUCCUCUACUCGUUUUCAGUGCUAAUCGUCUCUAGUGCUGUGUUUAAUAUGCAGUCAUUGUAGCUUUUCCUUUGUAGAUGUGCCAGUGACAAACACAGCUGUGUGAAGACUAAACACAAUGAGAUGAUGACCAUUUACUUUACCAGUGGAACAACUGGGCUGCCUAAGAUGGUUGGACACACCUACAGCAGUUUUGGUUUAGGAUUAUCUGUGAAUGGAAGGUACUGGCUGGAUUUGACACCUUUGGAUGUGAUGUGGAAUACCUCAGACACAGGCUGGGCAAAGUCUGCAUGGAGUAGUGUUUUUUCUCCAUGGAUCCAAGGAGCCUGUGUGUUUGCACAUUAUCUGCCCCGUUUUGAACCAACUUCCAUCUUACAAACACUCUCCAAGUAUCCCAUCACUGUCUUUUGUUCAGCACCAACUGCGUACGGAAUGCUUAUACAGAAUGACAUGAAAAGGUAAGAAAUGUUAGUAAACAAGCAUUUUGUAUGGGAAGGGAGAGGAAGAGGAAGACAGAAAGUGAAAGAACUUUUGGCCUAAAAGCAGAGCUCCUGACUAGUAGGUGCAGGAUUUCUUUUCUUUUCUUUCCUCUUGCUGAUAUGCUGGAAGUGAGGGUUCCUGUGUCCAGGACAAGCUCCCCCAGGCAAGGAGAGGAAAGGGAGUGUUCAGACACAUGUAGAUCUGAGCCCAGUGGUUAGGGGUAGGAAGGUAUUUAAUCUUUUGGAUGAUGGCUGCUACCCUUCCUGAGACAGGAGAAAAGUUGCUUAGGGGGCUGGGGAUUUAGCUCAGUGGUUCCGGCGCCUGCCUCACAAGCACAAAGUCCGGACUUCAAUCCCUGGUACCCCCCACGCCCCAAAGUUGCUUAGAACCUUAUCUCAGCAAAUGGAAAAAAGGAUGCAUGAUUUAAAAUUUAUUACUGUUUUCAUUUUAAAGGGUGAACUGGUAAUCUGAACAGAAAAAGUUUUACUGUACUUAGCACCCUCAAUAUUACCAGUCUCUGUGAGGGAAUUUUUAGUUGCUGAUUUAAGACGUUAUUAUGAGGUAUCUUCCCUAAAGACAGCAUGGCUUUUCUUUGUGACAAAGUACCACCCCCAACACACUAAAAAAAAAAAAA
Fukomys damarensis (Damara mole-rat) is the source of this 1168-nucleotide messenger RNA. Its product is annotated as acyl-coenzyme A synthetase ACSM3, mitochondrial-like. The record is from RefSeq and is a predicted model, not a curated record. The transcript has 3 exons. Gene Ontology annotation, cellular component: mitochondrial matrix. Gene Ontology annotation, biological process: fatty acid biosynthetic process; acyl-CoA metabolic process. Bases 178 to 516 code for a protein of 112 amino acids. Gene Ontology annotation, molecular function: fatty acid ligase activity; fatty-acyl-CoA synthase activity. NCBI's taxonomy places the organism in Eukaryota, Metazoa, Chordata, Mammalia, Rodentia, Bathyergidae.